Molecule: messenger RNA, 667 nt
Organism: Daphnia pulex (common water flea)
Lineage: Eukaryota; Metazoa; Arthropoda; Branchiopoda; Diplostraca; Daphniidae
Product: cell wall integrity and stress response component 4-like
Exons: 2
Coding region: 79-453 (124 amino acids)
Source: RefSeq, a predicted model, not a curated record
UAAAAAAUGUUACAAUUUGAAACCUGCAAGUUGGUAAACGUGUUUUGCUGAGUUAGUAAGUAAUUAUAAUUGGUCGCUAUGGGUUUCAUCAGUUGGCUGAAGAGUCUUGGAUUUUGGACAAAAAUGCUCUUGGGCGUGCUCGCAGUCGGCGUUGUCGUUACAGCCAUCACAGUUCCAAUAACCGUAACCGCAAACAACCAGAAAGUUCCCAUUAUACCAUCUUCUAACUCUUCCAGCACUACCACCUCUACUACCACAUCGUCUUCAACCAGCACAGCAUCUAUUACAUCCACGUCAUCUCUCACCAGCACAAUAUCUACUAAUGAAACACCUACUAGCACCACAGAAUCUUCAACCAGCACAGAAUCGACGGAAUCUACCACCAUAUCAUCAACAACCCCAUCUCAACAACACCACCAAUCAUCUACAUCUCCAGAGUCUACAACAUGGUAGAUAGAUUACAACCGAAGAUAAUCGUCUUUGAUUCGCAAAUACAAGAAAUAUCCAGCGAAAUAUCAUGGAAAACUUUUACUCUUAGGACUACCAAAAAUGCAAGUGAAUGAAGAUGUCAAGUUUUCAACCAAAGGAGUCGGGACAUUAAAUAUUUUUUUGAUGCUGUAACAAGUAAUACCCAUGUGAAAUAAAGGCCUUUAAUGGAACAGUUUUU